AGUUACUUCACCACACACACACACACGCACACUAUGAAUGCAGAUCGGGCUCGGUUUUUUUGCCACUUUUUUCGCAUCGGUUUUGUUGGGAAAUUUUUUUUUUGACGAAUUUGAAAUUUGGAUUUAAUCCAAGUAACAUUUGAUGAUUUGGCAAACCAAUUGAAAGGAAACAUUUUUAAGCUGGAAAAUUUGUUGCAAAUUCUGGAACAAAUGAAGUGGACGUGAGGGCGCCACCUAAAGGUUUUGAAAUAUAUUAAAAGUUUAGUCUUUGAACUGGAUAUUGGAAUUGAUUGAAAAAAGCAAUUGAAAUAAAUCGAUAGUAGAAAAAUUUGAAAUGGAAAAAAAUCGACCAAAUUCUCAGCGAAUUGUUUUUUUUUUUCAAAUAAAUUCAACAAAUUAAAAGACAUAACGUCUCGGAGAGACCAUUCAUCAUCCACCAAUAACCGUGAAUACCGACGAAAACCGAUUUAAACCGAUCGCCGUACGUUUACUCCGAUCGGCUGGAUCGAAACGUCAUUCACGGGCCACACAAUAGUUUGUGCACUGUUUUUAUAAACAAAUUGGUAAUGAAUGGCUAAACGAAAGAAAAAACCACAUUAAUAAUAAAUGAAUCAGAAGCGCAAAAAAAAAAAAAGCGGUCAAAUGAGUCUGACGUGAUUAAUUUGUGUGAAUGAAAAAUUGAUUGAAACGAAGUCGGGGUAUUUUUCGAUGGUGGUAUCACGAAUGGCGUUUACAAUAGGUUACAUUGAAUCGUGACGGAAGAAACGAAACAACGAAAUCAUAGAAGAAUACCUGUGACUUACUCGCGAGUAGGAAUAAUAGUUGAGUACGGGUGAGCGAUCGAGACGGAGCACAAUUAAAAAGAAACAAGUCUACAAAAGCAACAGUGCAUGACUAAUACCAUAAAAGUGCCCACGGAUUGUCUGUAGAAAUUUAAUUGACGGUGUGGCUGGAUUUCAAGAGCAGAAAUCAGAGAAAGAAAAUAGUUCGCGAUGGAAUUUCGGUUUGAUGUAACACCUUUAUUCAAAACUCACAUUGUUCGUGUUUCGAAUAACUUGGUGCCUCAAGGAUUCACUGGUGACAGGCGUAGCGUACUUGACGCAAUCGCCAAGAUCUCAGAUAUAAUAAACGAAUUGGGAGAGGCAUCGGCACGUGCUCAGGGACUAUCGAAAGCGGUAACUACCGCGCAAAAGCUCCGUAAUUCCGAUCAUAUCGUCUACUUGUUGUCUGAACCGACUGGAAGAAAUGGUUGCGUGACAGGACUUUUGAAAGUCGGUACCAAAACUUUGUACGUGUUUGACGAGAAUGGCGAAACAAAACCCGUGCCCGCCAUGUGUGUACUCGACUUUUAUGUGCAUGAAUCACGGCAACGUGCCGGUCUCGGACGAGAGAUGUUUGAUGUGAUGCUCGAACGAGAGGGUGUUGAGCCUCAAAAAUUGGCCAUCGAUCGACCAUCCGAUAAACUAAUCGCUUUUCUACGCAAACAUUACGGUUUGGUCCACAGUAUUCCGCAAAUGAAUAAUUUCGUCAUUUACAAGGGCUUCUUUGAUGAAACAUCAAGCCGUUCGGCGCCAAAUUCAGCUGGAUCUGAGUCAAAGGUUGAUGCAAGCCCAAAUGCUGCUUUUUUUGGUGGCCAUGCGAAUGAUGAGUAUAAAAAACGCUUUGCUAGAAAGAGUGCUGCACCAGACAACUUGCCGUUUGUACAGAGUUCGCCAAUGGGACGAUUUGGAGCCAAAAGACCUACAUGUAGUAUGGCCGAGAUCAUUCAUAGUUCACCGUCAGCGGUAGCCAACGAACCGCACAGUGAUGAGAAUGAGCGAAAGGAGUCGUGGAUUGAGGCCGAAUCCAGUCAACCAUUGGCCGAUGCAGAUGACGUGGAUGGUGGUACAGAUGCGAGUGAUGCCGGUGAUUCGAAGACAACAAACAUUGAUUACAGCAAGAGCGUUGAGGACAUAAUUGCUGAUAUUGAAAGUGCUAGUCUUUCGUUGGAUCCACCAACUGCAAACGGUAGCGGUGGCGGUGAUUCGGGCAAAUCACGUGAAGUGAAAUUUAACGAUGCAAUUAUCGAAGCUGAACAGUCGCAUAUCCGAAAGCAAGUCAAACCAAAUAAACAGCAUACCGGAUUGAAGAAUAUUUCAUCAAAUGUGGGUGCGGCUGUUGCACCAUCCAAUAAAAUGGAAUUCGAUCAAGAAGCACCGGAAAGUUUUGGUGUGGUUAAGAUCGGUCGGCCAAUUGGUAAAUCAGAGCAUCAAGAUGAUGCCGUUUCGACCAUUUCGUCGAUCAAUUCCGAAGGAUUAACCGAACAAGGCUAUUUCGAUUUGAAAUUUUAUCACAAUAAACUCUGGUAAACGAUGAUCAUUUCAACAACACUUUUUAUAUAUCGUACAACAUAUACAUAUAUACGUAUCGCAAAACCAAACCAAAACUAACGAUCCUUUAAACAAACUAUUUAAACAACACUUACCGUGCAAUAUUCGAGACACAGUCUUUGUGUGGGGUGUCAAAGUCAUAAACAGACGAACCAAAUAUUUAUAUUAGAAUAAAAUCGAUUGUGAAACCAUUUUUCUCCCACUUCGCUUCACUUUUCCAGGCGCAAAUUUACCGGAAAUUAAAAAAAAACGUUGCCUCUAUGAUUGAAAUCCAUGCGAUAUUCAUGAAAAAAAUAAUUUGCGUAGAACCAAAAAAAACAUAAAAAAUUGAACAAUUCUAAUGAAAUAAAAAGAAAAUAAAUAGACAAAUCGCAUCUAAUUGUUCGAAACAUUCUUGGAUUCGUCUCGCAACGAUCGAGAUUUAAAUUGGGCUCAAUGUUUUUGCAAAAAUCUUCUUUUUUACACACGUAGUACAAUUUUACAUAUAUUAAGUUAAAGCAUUGGAUUUAUUUGCGCUUAACAAUUUUAAUUUUUGGUUUUUCAAUGAACAAGCAAUUUAAUGUGCAUCGCACUCAACGUUUUAUUGAUAGAAUUCCUUUCUGUUUGGUAUUUUUUUUUGAAAAAUGCCUCUUUGUGUUCACUUUAUUAAAGACAUUUUUAUGUCCAUUGAUUACAAUUUAUUGAGUAUAACAUGAAAUGUAAGUCUUUUGUUUUUUGGCUUAUUCAUUAGCGUUUUCACAUAGUGAAAUAUUUGAUUUUCCAAUAAAUUUGCCAAGUUUUUCCCUUAGAAUUUGUGCGAGAUCGUAGUGCAAUACAAGUAUUAUUGAAUAACUUUAUAUAAUUAUUUGUUUUUUUGUUAACGUCUAUAAAUCGCUUGGACCCAUUUGUAUGUCUCUGUUUGAUAUGAAAAAAAAAAAUACUAAUAAGAAAAUGAUUCUAAUUCUUUAUAUACAUGCAAAGUAAUUAGACAAAAACAAACUUCAUACAAAGACUUUGAGUACAAUGUGCUUACAUAUUAAUAAUAAAAUUCGUAUUACAAAACCUUA
Messenger RNA from Sitodiplosis mosellana (orange wheat blossom midge), 3415 nucleotides. RefSeq names its product alpha-tubulin N-acetyltransferase. The coding region runs from base 993 to 2348 and encodes 451 amino acids. Gene Ontology annotation, molecular function: tubulin N-acetyltransferase activity. Gene Ontology annotation, biological process: alpha-tubulin acetylation. The transcript has 8 exons. The record is from RefSeq and is a predicted model, not a curated record. Gene Ontology annotation, cellular component: microtubule. Lineage: Eukaryota; Metazoa; Arthropoda; Insecta; Diptera; Cecidomyiidae.